AGCCGUUAAACGAGCUUCUGCCCCUCCUUUCGCUCCCGGCCGUCGGCGUGGAGAGAUUUCCCGCCUUUUCUGAGGUUCGGAGACGGAAGCUCUUGUUGCUUCUUUUUGCUGUCCUCAUAGACAGCAGGUGGCAGUUCGCGUGGGCACGGAGCCCGCGUUUCCCGCUAGUUUUUUAAAGAUAAUUACGACUGGAAAAGAAAAUGGAAAAGCAAAAGCCCUUUAAAUUGUUUGUACCACCAAGAUUAAGUAGCAGUCAAGUGUCUGCAGUGAAACCUCAGACGUUGGGAGGAGAUUCUAAGUUCUUCAAGGGUUUCAACAAAUGUGUUGAAGAUGAUUUUGGUUUUCCAUUUGUGGUGACUAAUCUCUCCAAAAAUGGGGAAAACAUUGAUUCAGAUCCUGCUUUACAGAAAGUUAACUUUUUGCCUAUGCUUGAACAGGUUGAUAAUUCUGACAGUUGUCACUACCAGGAAGGACUAAAGGACUCUGAUUUUGAGAAUUCAGAGCCAAUGAGCAGACUAUAUUCAAAACUAUAUAAGGAGGCUGAAAAGAUCAAGAAGUGGAAAGUAGGUGUAGAAUCUGAACUGAAGCAGAAAGAAAACAAGCUGCAAGAAAAUAGAAAGAUAAUUGAAGCACAGCGGAAAGCCAUUCAAGAACUACAGUUUGAAAAUGAAAAAGUAAGUUUGAAAUUAGAAGAAGGAAUUCAAGAAAAUAAAGAUUUAAUAAAAGAGAAUAAUGCCACAAGACAUUUAUGUAACCUACUCAAAGAAACAUGUGCCAGAUCUGCAGAAAAGAUGAAGAAAUAUGAAUAUGAACGGGAAGAAACUAGGCAAGUUUAUGUGGACCUAAAUAGUAACAUUGAGAAAAUGAUAAUAGCUUUUGAGGAACUUCGUGUGCAAGCUGAGAAUUCCAGACUGGAAAUGCAUUUUAAGUUAAAGGAAGAUUACGAAAAAAUCCAACACCUAGAAGAGGAAUACAAGAAAGAAGUAAAUGACAAGGAAAAACAGGUAUCACUGCUGUUGAUCCAAAAUACUGAGCAAGAAAAUAAAGUGAAAGAUUUGACAUUUCUGCUAGAGGAGUCCAGAAAUAAAGUUAACCAACUAGAAGAAAAGACAAAAUUACAGAAUGAAAACUUAAAAGAAUCAAAUGAGAAGCAAGAUCAUUUGACAUCAGAACUCGAAGAUAUUAAAAUAUCUUUGCAAAGAAGUGUGGGUACUCAAAAGGCUUUUGAGGAAGAUUUACAAAUAGCAACAAAAAAAAUAUAUCAGCUCACUGGAGAAAAAGAAGCUCAAAUGGAAGAAUUUAAUAAAGCUAAAGCUUCCCAUUCAUUUGUGGUUACUGAACUUAAUACUACUAUCUGCAACUUGAAAGAAUUAUUGACAACAGAACAACAAAGAUUGGAAAAAAGUGAAGAUGAAUUGAAAGUACUUACCAUGGAACUUCAGAAGAAAGCAUGUGAACUGGAAGAGAUGACUAAGCUUAAAAAUAACAAAGAAGUAGAACUUGAAGAAAUGAAAGAAAUCUUGGCAGAAAAGCAAAAGCUUUUAGAUGAGAAGAAACAAUUUGAGAAGAUUUCUGAAGAAUUAAGACAAGCAGAACAAGAACUUACUGGACUUCUCCAAACCAGAGAGAAAAAAAUACAUGAUUUGGAAAUACAAUUAGCUGCCAUUGCAACAAGUGAACAGCAUUAUUCAAAACAGGUUAAAGAGCUGAAAACUGAACUGGAAAAUGAGAAGUUUAAGAAUGCUGAACUAACCGUAAGCUGCAACAAGCUUUCACAGGAGAAGAAAGAACUAGCACAAGAAGCAAGUGAUAUGGCCCUAGAAAUCAAGAAGCACCAAGAAGAUAUUAAAAAUAGCAGAAAGCAAGAAGAAAGGAUGUUGAAACAAAUAGAAAAUCUGGAAGAAACAGAAACCCAAUUAAGGAAUGAACUGGAAUCUGUGAAAGAAGAACUGAAACAGAAAGGAGAUGAAGUUAAAUGUAAAUUGGACAAGAGUGAAGAGAAUUGUAACAGUUUAAGAAAACAAAUUGAAAAUAAAAGCAAGUUUAUUGAAGAACUCCAGCAAGAGAAUAAGGCCUUUAAAAAAAAGAAUACAGCAGACAGCAAGCAACUGAAUGUUUAUGAGAUAAAGGUCAGUAAAUUAGAGUUAGAACUAGAAAGUACCAAGCAAAAAUUUAAAGAAAUGACUGACAUCUAUCAAAAAGAAAUUGAAGACAAAAAGCUAUCAGAAGAAAAUCUUUUGGGAGAGGUUGAUAAAGCAAAAGUAAUAGCUGAUGAAGCAGUAAAAUUACAGAAAGAAAUUGAUAUACGAUGUCAACAUAAGAUAGCUGAAAUGGUAGCACUUAUGGAAAAACAUAAGCACCAGUAUGAUAAAAUUGUUGAAGAAAGAGACUCAGAAUUAGGACUUUAUAAGAGCAGAGAACAAGAACAGUCAUCAAUAAAAACAUCUUUGGAGACUGAGCUAUCCAAUCUUAAAAAUGAAAUUGGCUCUGUUAAGAAACAACUUAAAAUGGAAAGAGAAGAAAAAGAAAAGCUGAAAAGAGAGGCAAAGGAAAACAUAGUUACUCUCAAAGGAAAAAAAGACAAGGAAGACAAGAAAACACAGACAUCUUUAGUGGAAACACCUGAAACUGGUUAUUGGAAAUUUGAUUCUAAAGCAGCUCCUUCACAAAAUAGGUCUCGAAACUUCUCAUCAGCUCAUCAUGGCAAAUCAAAAGAUAAUGGAGACUAUCUGUGGACAUCUGCCAAAAAUACUUUAUCUACACCAUUACCAAAGGCGUAUACUGUGAAGACACCAACAAAAUCACAAAUUCAGCAAAGAGAAAACAAGAAUGUACCCAUGGAAGAAAGUAAUAAAAAGAGAAAAAUGGUCUUUGAGUUUGAUAUUAAUUCAGAUAGUUCGGAAACUACUGAUCUUUUGAGCAUGGUUUCAGAGGAAGAUACAUUGAAAAAACUAUACAAGAAUAAUAAUCCACCAAUUUCUCAUCUUUGUGUCAGAACACCAAAAAAGACCCCUUCAUCUCUGACAACGCCUGGAUCUACACUGAAGUUUGGAGCUAUGAGGAAAAUGCGAGAGGACCGUUGGGCUGUAAUUGCUAAAAUGGAUAGGAAACAAAAACUAAAGGAAGCAGAGAAGCUGUUUGUUUAAUUUCAGAAAAUCAGUGUAGUUAAGGAAUCUAAUAGCAUCAAAUUAAUUUUUUUAAUUCUUAUUUUCUAAAGAGCCAACAUUUUCUGAAACUGAGACUUUUCAAUAUUUGCAUAAGUAAUUUGUUUCUUAGAUUUUGGCCUAAAUGCAAAGUAACCACAAGUUACUUGAAAACUUGUAAUUCUAUUCAGAUAAUUAGAUGAUUAUAGUUUGUUUUUACCUUUUUGUAUUCAUGAAAGCUGUUUAAGCUAAGUUUUCACAUUUGUAAAGUUAUUCAUUGAGUACACAAACACAUUAUUGAGAUUUACUACUUAUUCUUUACUAUUAAAAUAUUUUGGAUGCAAA
Messenger RNA from Phacochoerus africanus (Common warthog), 3488 nucleotides. RefSeq names its product synaptonemal complex protein 1 (gene SYCP1). NCBI's taxonomy places the organism in Eukaryota, Metazoa, Chordata, Mammalia, Artiodactyla, Suidae. Gene Ontology annotation, biological process: meiotic DNA repair synthesis; synaptonemal complex assembly; lateral element assembly. Gene Ontology annotation, molecular function: double-stranded DNA binding. The record is from RefSeq and is a predicted model, not a curated record. The transcript is spliced from 32 exons. Gene Ontology annotation, cellular component: synaptonemal complex; central element; transverse filament. Bases 201 to 3146 code for a protein of 981 amino acids.